This is a messenger RNA of Daktulosphaira vitifoliae (grape phylloxera), 753 nucleotides long. It is a transcript of the gene Ntf-2, whose product is annotated as probable nuclear transport factor 2. The transcript has 4 exons. NCBI's taxonomy places the organism in Eukaryota, Metazoa, Arthropoda, Insecta, Hemiptera, Phylloxeridae. The record is from RefSeq and is a predicted model, not a curated record. Gene Ontology annotation, cellular component: nuclear pore central transport channel. The coding region runs from base 131 to 523 and encodes 130 amino acids. Gene Ontology annotation, biological process: protein import into nucleus.
GCAGAAUAACGUCUAUCCACUAUCGAAAACGGAGUAUCGCAUCGUGAAAAAAUUUUCUAUUCAUUUUUUUUACUAAACGGAGUAUCUUACAUUAGGUUUAAAAUUUAUUUGCGUUUAAUUCUGAUUUGUCAUGGCAUUAAAUCCACAAUAUGAAGCGAUUGGUAAAGGUUUUGUGGGUCAAUAUUACCAAAUGUUCGAUGACGCAUCUCAGAGAGCUUCGUUAGUCACCAUGUACAACCCAGAGACAUCAUUCAUGUCAUUUGAAGGUGUACCACUUCAAGGUGCAAACAAAAUAAUGGAAAAAUUUAAUAGUUUAACAUUUCAAAAAAUUACGAGAGAUAUAACAUCAGUGGACUCACAACCAAUGUUUGAUGGAGGUAUAUUAAUUAAUGUAUUAGGCCGUUUACAGUGUGAUGAAGAUCCAGUACAUCAAUUCAAUCAAGUUUUUGUAUUAAAACCAGCUGGUAAUAGUUUCUAUUGUGCACAUGACAUAUUUCGUUUAGGUAUCCAUAACACUUUGUGAGAUGUUUUAUUUAAAUUAAUAUGUUCUCUGUAAUUUUUAUGUUGUUCAUAAUUGAUUAACCGGGUUAAGAAUAUAAGAUUUAAACUUUUAAUUGAAUAGCUCAAAAAAUAAAAAUGUAAAGCGUCUUUAAGAUUAUAGUACAUGAUAUAAGUUCAAUAUUCUUAUAUAUAUAUAUAUAUAUAUUUUACAAGAUUUUGCUUUAAUUAUAUGUUAACUAAUUAUUAAGCAUA